GAAAUCAGCAGCAGGCAGCGCAACAUCUCAACUCGAUUUCAGCUUCAGCUCUAUUUUUUUGGAAAGUAUUUUGUCGACACAAAGUGAUUUUCAUUUACGUCCGCGUACCAUGACCGAACAAUCAGCAUUACUUCUCCGAAAGCAACUGGCAGAGCUCAACAAGAACCCCGUAGAGGGCUUUUCAGCUGGUCUGAUAGAUGAUGAUGACAUUUAUAAAUGGGAAGUUGUGAUCAUUGGUCCACAAGAUACCCUUUUCGAAGGAGGGUUUUUCAAAGCCUACCUCACCUUCCCUUAUGAUUAUCCACUACGGCCUCCAAAGAUGAAGUUCAUCACGGAAAUCUGGCACCCAAAUGUUGCAAAGAACGGAGACGUCUGCAUCUCAAUUCUGCACGAGCCAGGAGAAGAUAAGUUUGGUUAUGAGAAGCCGGAGGAGCGCUGGCUUCCGAUCCACACGGUAGAGACAAUCAUGAUUAGCGUUAUCUCCAUGCUGGCAGACCCCAACAGCGACUCACCAGCUAAUGUGGAUGCGGCGAAAGAGUGGAGGGAGGACCCUAACGGCGAGUUCAAGAGGAAGGUGGCUCGCUGCGUAAGAAAGAGUCAAGAGAUGGCUUUUGAUUAGCACUCAAUUGUAAAUUCCAGGUUAAAGGAAAUGCCUUCAGAGGGAAAAUGUCAGCAAACGGCUUUUGCACCCCUUGUUUUGCCAGUCCGACGAAUCGGUUGUCCUCAACCAGGUUUCUGUGAGCGGUCGUCGUUCCCCACAAGAUGAGCCCAUUUGAGAUCCUUACCAGCGAAAUUAACCCGUUUCCUACCUGGAAUUGUAUAUUUAAUUUUAUUUAUUUUGAAAGAAAUUAAUGAUGUAAAAUAUGUCACUACUGUAAAUUAACUUGCUUUUUUUUAUCUGCUGCUGAACAGUUUCUACUUUAUACCAGGUUUCUUAUGCAAUUUAGUGGUCGAGAUUGUGUAAACAAAACCCCCGUUACCCAUUAGGUCAUCACGUGUCCUCCCGACCGAAGACUUCCCACCAGAUUAGCGUCAGGCCAACAAAUCUCCGUCGAUAGAUGUGAUUACUUUCAACGCUGUCAUUGAAUCACUGUUGCCUUUCGAUGGCUUCACUUCCUCACAGUCCGCUGGUUGAGAACCUUUAGAGUAUUUUCAUACGGUCUUUAUUUUUCUGGGAAAGGGCCUCCUGCUAGCGUCACCUCCUCAUGCUUGUGCAUGUCGAAGAGAUAUAAAACCACGAAUCUCCAAUCCGCAUGAUCCCCUCAAACGGCUCUGUCGUGUAUCGUUGCUCGCUGUAGAUGUCCAUGGAAUGGCUUAAUUUAACUGAUUUAAGAGUUGUGGUUUUAUAAUGUAUUGAGUUGCACAAGCGUAGCGAAUGGUAACGGAAGGUCUGUGCCAACUUCUCAGGAUAAAACUAAACUACUAAAUUAGGGUCUCGCUUUGCAAUCGGUACCGUAAACCCCUAACAUCCCUGAACCUCUCCUUUUUAACACGUUAAUUACCACAUGGUCUGAUGUCGUUUCACAACGUUAUUAUAAAUCCCGGACAACCAAAUGCACUCCCCGUGUGUAAUGGUUAACUGGCAUCUGAGUUCAACUCAAUUUAUAAAGGUUAAUACAUUUGAUGAGGAUUCCAGUUUGAGUUAUCAAUCUGUAAACACGGAGGAUUUAAGCGGGCUCCAUCGUAGAAUUAGGCGAGGCGUUCUUUCUUUGUUUGCGGCACAUUCGGCUUCCCGUCACCAGCGUGUGGGUAAAGGAUGAUGGAUCUUUGGGUAGAUUGUUGAGUAAAGCUCCUUUUUAAUUCUAUUAACAUCUUGAGUUCUGAUUGUUUCAUACCUAGAUAAUAUUUAUCACCUUUUACUUAAUCACUGAAUUUGGGUUGGAAUUCUUGAUAGAGACUUGAAGUUAACUCUCCACUUAGUAAAGUAUAAAUGAGUGUUCUGAUGGGGAACAUGAACACAAUCCUGCAUCUAGGUUUUAUUUUUUAAUGAAUACACAGUCGUGUUCGGGUGGGGUCUGGAAAACCAUCGGCUUAAUUAGUUCACUCUCAUCGAUGGUGUUGCUGACCGUUGAGCCAUUACGACAUCUAUUCUGAAUUAUGUUAUACAUGAUUAUGGUCUGUGACUGACAUUAGAAACAUGGCAAACCAUCUUUUGGCGCAUGCAAUCAGGUUUGAAGGAGUUGGGUCCGUUUAGAGAUGAAACCAUUUGUUAGUGCAUUCUGGGUGAAUGUGAUGUGUACAGUUAGUAGGUUCCUGUAGACUUUAUGAUCACAUAACUGCUGUGGACAUUACCUUUUGAAGUCAGAAUUUUCUAACCUACCAUGACCUCUGACCGGUGUUCACUGUAUUUGCACAGAUUCGGUGCAUUCGAAAUGUCAUUAAGCAAUACGCUGAGAAAAAUGGUGUAUCCAGGUAAUCCACCCUAACACCAUUAUUUUUUUCCAUUUUUUUUCUUCUUCCUUUUGUGUCAAUGCAAUGUAUAUUGGACAUGAUGCUCAAUAAAGUGUGUAAACAGA
Pseudoliparis swirei is the source of this 2516-nucleotide messenger RNA. RefSeq names its product ubiquitin-conjugating enzyme E2 G1-like. Gene Ontology annotation, molecular function: ubiquitin conjugating enzyme activity. Gene Ontology annotation, biological process: proteasome-mediated ubiquitin-dependent protein catabolic process; protein polyubiquitination. NCBI's taxonomy places the organism in Eukaryota, Metazoa, Chordata, Actinopteri, Perciformes, Liparidae. The transcript has 6 exons. The record is from RefSeq and is a predicted model, not a curated record. The coding region runs from base 110 to 619 and encodes 169 amino acids.